Molecule: messenger RNA, 2182 nt
Organism: Cuculus canorus (common cuckoo)
Lineage: Eukaryota; Metazoa; Chordata; Aves; Cuculiformes; Cuculidae
Gene: VPS52
Product: VPS52 subunit of GARP complex
Exons: 20
Coding region: 33-2144 (703 amino acids)
Biological process (GO): endocytic recycling; retrograde transport, endosome to Golgi; lysosomal transport
Cellular component (GO): GARP complex
Molecular function (GO): syntaxin binding
Source: RefSeq, a predicted model, not a curated record
ACCGGGCGUCGGCGUCACGUGACGCGACGGCCAUGGCGGAGGAGGAGGCGGCGGUGGUGGGGAGCGCAGAGGUGGGGUCGGACCCCCCCGAACUGGAACUGGAGCAACUGGAGGAACUGGAGGAACUGGGACUGGAGGAGGUGGACGUUCACAUUCAGGCCAACCUGGAGGAUGCGCUCGUGCAGGAGGCGCUGCAGACGGGCGUGGAUUUGCGGCAGUUUUCGGCGCAGGUGGAGCUCCAACUGCAAACGCUCGAGAGGGCGACGCUGCGCGACUACAUCCGAGAGAGUGAGAACAUUGCGGCGCUGCACACGCAGAUCACGGCCUGUGACGCCAUCCUGGAGCGGAUGGAGCAGAUGUUGAGCGCUUUCCAGUGUGAUCUGAGCAGCAUCAGUUCCGAGAUCCGAACCCUUCAGGAGCACUCGGUGAAUAUGAACCUUCGGCUCCGCAACCGACGCUCCGUCCGACGCCACCUCAGUCACCUCCUGGACGAGCUCGUGGUGCCGGCGCCCAUGAUCAGUACCAUCCUGGAGGUUCCGGUGACGGAACCGGAGUUCCUGGAGCAGCUGCAGGAGCUCAACGGGAAGAUCAACUCGGUGAAGGAACAGGCGUUCAGGGACACAGUGGCCUGCGCCGACGUCCAACACGUCCUCGAGAAGCUCAAGAUUAAGGCCGUCUCCAAGAUCCGGGAGUUCAUCCUGCAGAAGAUCUCGUCCUUCCGCAAACCCAUGGCCAACUACCAGAUCCCCCAGAACGCUCUCCUCAAGCACAGGUUCUUCUACCAAUUCCUGCUGGGCCACGAGCGGGCGGUGGCGCAGGAGCUGCGCGAGGCCUACGUGGACACCAUGAGCAAAAUCUACUUCUCCUAUUUCAAGUCCUACAUCGGUCGUCUCAUGAAGAUCCAGUACGAGGAAGUGGCGGAGAAGGACGACCUCAUGGGGGUGGAGGACACUGCCAAGAAAGGGUUCUUCUCGAAGCCCUCUUUGAAGAACCGCAACACCGUCUUCACUUUGGGAAACCGAGGAAGCGUCAUCGGAGCCACCGAACUGGAAGGACCCAUUAUCGUCCCCCACGCGGCGCAGAAGAGCGACGUCCGGUUCCCGUUCGAGUCGCUGUUCCGCAGUCAACACUACGCCCUCCUGGACAACAGCUGCUGUGAGUUCCUCUUCCUCUGCGACUUCUUCCUCGUGACGGGAAACGGCGCCAUCGACCUCUUCCACUGCGUCAUGGGCAGAACCCUCAGCCUCUUCCUGAAGCACAUGGAGUCGUACGUGAGCGACUGCUACGACGCCAUCGCCGUCUUCCUCUGCAUUCACAUCGUCCUCCGCUUCCGAACCAUCACGGCCAAACGCAACGUCCCGGCCAUCGACGCGUAUUGGGAGGCUCUUCUGGAGCUCCUUUGGCCGCGCUUCGAGUACAUCCUGGAACUCAACAUCCAAAGCAUCCAAAGCACCGACCCCCAGAAACUCGGCUUCCUCGACACCCGCCCCCACUACAUCACACGGCGUUACGCCGAGUUCUCCUCCGCCAUCGUUAGCAUCAACCAGACCUUCCCUAACGAGAAGACCAACGCGUUGUUGGGGCAACUCCAGGUGGAAGUGGAGAACUUUGUGCUCCGCGUUGCGGCCGAGUUCUCCUCCCGCAAAGAGCAGCUCAUCUUCCUCAUCAACAACUACGACAUGAUGUUGGGGGUCCUCAUGGAACGAGCGGUGGAGGAGAGCAAAGAGGUCGAGGGCUUCCAACAGCUCCUCUCCGCUCGCACUCAGGAGUUCAUCGAGGAGAUCCUGUCCCCCCCUUUCGGGGGAAUGAUCGCCUUCGUCAAAGAGGCGGAAGCGCUGCUGGAAAAGGGGCAGUUGGAGCGGCUCCGCGGAGAGGAGGCUCGUGUCACCCAACUGGCUCGAGGCUUCUCCAGCACUUGGAAGGCGGCGGUGGAAGCUUUGAGUCAGGACGUGAUGCGUUCCUUCACCAACUUCAAGAACGGCACCGGCAUCAUCCAGGGGGCUCUGACCCAAUUAAUCCAAUAUUAUCACCGUUUCCAUAAGGUUUUGGCGCAGCCGCCGCUGCGCUCGUUACCCGUUCGCGCCGAUCUCAUUAACAUCCACCACCUCAUGGUGGAGCUCAAGAAGCACAAACCCAACUUCUAAAAGUUGGGGGGAAAGGGAAAGAAUCCAUGGGGACCCCC